AUGGGUAUUCUCCCCAAGCGCUUGUGGUCUACCAACUCAAUACAAACAGAUCUCGUACAGAUCCUAGACCUCGGAAGUCUCGACAGCGAUGCCUCGGGCGUUCUUUACGGAGCGAACGUCUUCCCAGCCCAUUUACCACCGCAGCAACACGAGCGAAGGUCACUCGUCAUGUUUGCCGCACUCAUCCAGCAUCCCUCCGCGGGUCUUAUUCUGUUCGACACCGGGUCAUGCGAAGACACAAUUGCAAAUUGGGACCAUGGUAUGACUGAAUGUGUGCCUCGGGUCUGGCAGAAAGAGAUCAACAGUUUGCCCGCAGCCAUUGAAGCAACGGGCGCCGGAUCCAUCAAAGAUGUGAAAAGAAUCAUUCUCAGUCAUUUGCAUUUUGAUCAUGCUGGGGGUCUUGAACAUUUUCUAGACAAAGAUGUUGAGAUCUGGGUCCACGAAGCGGAGUUCAAAAACGCCUUCUGGACAGCCGCAACGGGCAUAGAACCAUCACUCUAUGCCAAGAGCUAUCUUGACGUCUCACGCCUUAAGUGGCGCACCUUCUCAGAGGAUCAUUUCCAGAUAUUUCCCGGAAUAACACUCCAUCGUUGUCCCGGACACACAGACGGGAGUGUCGUGAUGGAGCUGCAGAUGCAACACAGUGGCACAAGCAUAUUGACUGCUGAUUUAUUCCAUGUUAAAGAGAAUUACGAGGAUACGCGGCCAGCAGGUAGGUUGAUGAGGGAUUAUAAUGCAUGGUGGAGGAGCAGGCAAUUUGUUAAAAAUUUGGUGGAGAGAACAGGCGCACGGGUCCUACUUGGCCAUGAACCGAGUUAUGCCAAGGCAUUUAAGGAAAGCCCCGAGUAUCUAGAGUAG
Messenger RNA from Penicillium robsamsonii, 858 nucleotides. Its product is annotated as N-acyl homoserine lactonase family protein. Lineage: Eukaryota; Fungi; Ascomycota; Eurotiomycetes; Eurotiales; Aspergillaceae. The transcript is spliced from 2 exons. The coding region runs from base 1 to 858 and encodes 285 amino acids. The record is from RefSeq and is a predicted model, not a curated record.